AUGUCGCAGGUCACGCAACGCAAGAACGCAGCGAACAAGCAGUCUGCCAUGGAUGAUGCCGACAAGCUGACCGGACCUGAAAAGUUUGUUGUCCCAGAGCUAACUGUGAAGGAUGUGUUGAGCGUUAUCCCUGCCCACUGCUUCCAACGCUCUGCGCUCCGCUCCUCUGCGUAUAUCGCGAUGGAUGUCGGACUCAUCGCAGCCAUAUACCGCGCCGCGUCGACCCUGAUUCCGAAAAUCAACCCUGUGGAUCUCCCCCUCUCUCCCGCGCUUGUCUCGGCGCUUCCUCCGGUUGCCCAGGACGCGCUCCAAAAAGCACUGCCAUAUCUAUACCCUGUUGGCAGAUUCCUUGGCUGGCAAGCAUAUGGCUACGCGACUGGUCUCGUAGCGACUGGUCUGUGGGUUAUUGCCCAUGAAUGCGGUCACCAGGCAUUCAGCGAAAGCAAGUUCAUCAACAAUGCAGUCGGAUGGGUUCUGCACUCGGCGCUUGGAGUGCCUUACCAUUCCUGGCGUAUUAGCCAUGCCAGACAUCACGCUUCGACGAGCCAUAUGACCAACGACCAGGUCUUCGUUCCCAAGUCUCGUUCUCAACGCGGCUUGCCUCCCCUGGACCCAGCAAAGGAAGAUCUUGCUGGCUCACGCGUCGACGAGAAAAUUCAGGAAGAGCUCUGGGAUGCACUUGGUGACUCUCCGAUAGGCGCUGCCUGGUGGGUCUUUGCACAACUCCUCUUCGGUUGGCCAAUGUACCUCCUUACCAAUGCGUCUGGCCAAAAGUCCUACCCCAAGGGCACAAACCACUUUACGCCCGGCUUGCCGCUCUUCCAGCCCCAUCAGUUCGGUCAGAUCAUCAUCUCUGAUAUUGGGAUCUUCAUCUGGUUGGCUGGAAUUGUUACUUGGACUUACCAACGCGGUUUCCUUGAAUGUCUCACCCUCUAUCUCAUUCCUUAUCUCUGGGUCAACCACUGGCUCGUCUUGAUCACUUUCCUCCAGCAUACUGACCCCCUUCUCCCCCACUACCGCGCAUCCUCAUUCACGUUUACCCGUGGAGCACUCUCGACACUUGAUCGGAACUUGCUCGGUGGACCUGGAAUCUUUGGAGCUAUCACCGGCUGGCUCGGCGCCACUCUCACGCACGGAAUUUCCGAGACACACGUUGCCCACCACGUCGCAAGCAAGAUCCCUCACUACCACGCAUGGGAAGCCUCGCGCCACCUCAAGGCCCGCCUCGCCUCUGCCGGAUACGACCAUGAAGGCCGACCGGGAACAUGGAGCGAAGCUCUCCGCGUCUGGAAAGAGUGCAAGUUUGUUGAAGACGAGGGCGAAGUCGUGUUUUACAAGAAUGCUCGUGGGUUUGCGGCUCGUCAGGCUGUGUUUGCCAAUGAGGGCGUGAGCGACUCGGGUAUCGAUGUCAAGGACCAGGAGUAA
This is a messenger RNA of Rhizoctonia solani, 1425 nucleotides long. RefSeq names its product Fatty acid desaturase. Gene Ontology annotation, molecular function: oxidoreductase activity. Gene Ontology annotation, biological process: lipid metabolic process. The transcript has 5 exons. Lineage: Eukaryota; Fungi; Basidiomycota; Agaricomycetes; Cantharellales; Ceratobasidiaceae. The record is from RefSeq and is a predicted model, not a curated record. The coding region runs from base 1 to 1425 and encodes 474 amino acids.